Molecule: messenger RNA, 835 nt
Organism: Osmerus eperlanus (European smelt)
Lineage: Eukaryota; Metazoa; Chordata; Actinopteri; Osmeriformes; Osmeridae
Product: myosin light chain 5-like
Exons: 7
Coding region: 169-690 (173 amino acids)
Cellular component (GO): cytoplasm
Molecular function (GO): calcium ion binding
Source: RefSeq, a predicted model, not a curated record
CCUUUGCCUGGCUGUGGUCCCCAUCGGACUAGCAUGGUCCCCUCUGGACCCUUUUCCACACCUGCCGUCAUCAUUGACCCUCCUAGUUCUGACAGCUGCUGUAUUUAAGCUGUCUCCUACAGAACCAUUAGGCACACUCACUGCAGCAGGAGCACCCGGCUAAGAGACAUGGCCAGUAGAAAGACAAAGAAGAAGGAGGGAGGUGCCAAGAGGGCCCAGAGAGCCUCGUCUAAUGUCUUCUCCAUGUUCGAGCAGACACAGAUCCAGGAGUUCAAGGAGGCAUUCACACUUAUUGACCAGAACAGGGAUGGAUUCAUUGAUAAAGAAGACCUAAAGGACACCUAUGCAUCUCUCGGUAAAUUGAACGUCAAGGACAAUGAGCUGGAAGAUAUGCUGAAAGAAGCCAGUGGCCCCAUCAACUUUACCAUGUUCCUCAACCUGUUUGGAGAGAAGCUGCACGGCACAGAUCCAGAAGACACCAUCACAAACGCCUUCAAAAUGUUUGAUCCCGACGCCAAGGGUUUUGUUCACAAAGAUGAACUACAGCGUCUCCUGAUGACACAAGCCGACAAGUUUACUGCUGAAGAGGUAAAACAGAUGUUUCAGUCAUCCACCAUUGAUGCAGAAGGAAACUUGGACUACAAAUCUCUCUGUUACAUCAUCACACACGGAGAGGAACAGGAAGAGUGAAGGGACUGUAAAUACCAAAUCAUUAUCAGAGUUGCUGGUACAGUCAACAUCCUUACUAAGGUUCUAGAAUGUAAUGGCUUUUUGUAUGACAGAUGAAAAAUCUAUUCUUGCUUUUACUGAAUUACUGGCUAAAACAAUAAUAAAU